Penaeus indicus is the source of this 6659-nucleotide messenger RNA. It is a transcript of the gene ACC, whose product is annotated as acetyl-CoA carboxylase-like. Lineage: Eukaryota; Metazoa; Arthropoda; Malacostraca; Decapoda; Penaeidae. Bases 62 to 6349 code for a protein of 2095 amino acids. The transcript is spliced from 38 exons. The record is from RefSeq and is a predicted model, not a curated record. Gene Ontology annotation, biological process: fatty acid biosynthetic process. Gene Ontology annotation, cellular component: mitochondrion. Gene Ontology annotation, molecular function: acetyl-CoA carboxylase activity; ATP binding; metal ion binding.
UUUCCUUUCAGCAAAGCUGCACAGACAUGGCAUUGCCUUCAUAGGACCCCCAGAAAAAGCUAUGUGGGCUCUGGGAGACAAAAUUGCGUCAAGCAUUGUUGCCCAGACAGCAGAAAUCCCAACCUUGCCUUGGUCUGGCUCAGGUGUCAAAGCCCAGCACAAUGGCUUAGACUCGAAUGCAACUCUGAAGAUCCCACGAGAGCUGUACCAGAAGGGAUGCGUGGAGGAUGCAGAGGAAGCUCUCAAGGCGGCCCAGAAGAUUGGCUUCCCGGUCAUGAUCAAAGCUUCUGAAGGAGGGGGAGGAAAGGGCAUUCGCAAGGCAGAGUCUGAAGACAACUUUCCAGCAUUGUUCAGACAGGUGCAAGCUGAGGUUCCUGGUUCCCCUAUAUUCAUUAUGAAGCUGGCGCAGUGUGCUCGCCAUUUGGAAGUACAGAUUAUUGCAGAUGUCUAUGGUCAUGCUAUCUCCCUCUUUGGCCGAGACUGUUCGGUCCAGAGGCGUCACCAGAAGAUUAUUGAGGAAGCUCCUUGUGUCAUUGCCAAUCCUGAUGUGUUUUAUAAGAUGGAGCAGGCUGCUGUAAAACUAGCAAAAUUGGUAGGUUAUGUUAAUGCUGGCACUGUAGAAUACCUGUAUGACAAUGAUGGGAACUUCUACUUCUUGGAACUUAAUCCCAGACUGCAGGUGGAGCACCCAUGCACAGAGAUGAUCACAGAUAUCAACCUUCCAGCUGCCCAGUUACAGAUUGCAAUGGGUAUUCCUUUGCAUAGAAUAAGAUGUGUAAGAGCACUCUAUGGAGAGUCUCCGUGGGGUGAUUCAAUUAUAAACUUUGAUGAGCCCAAGAGGAAACCUGUACCAAAAGGCCACUGUAUUGCUGCUCGUAUUACAAGUGAAAACCCAGAUGAAGGGUUCAAGCCAAGCUCAGGAACAGUACAGGAACUGAACUUCAGGUCAAGCAAGAACGUCUGGGGUUACUUCAGCGUUUCAGCAUCAGGUGGUCUCCAUGAAUAUGCUGAUUCACAGUUUGGUCAUUGUUUCUCAUGGGGAGAGAACAGAGAAGCUGCAAGAGAGAAUCUGGUCAUAGCACUGAAGGAGUUGUCUAUCCGAGGAGACUUCAGGACAACUGUAGAAUACCUUGUGACUCUUCUCGAGACAGAUACAUUCCAACAGAACUCCAUUGAUACUGGCUGGCUUGACCACCUAAUUGCUGCCAGAGUACAGGGCAAGAAGCCUGACACCAUGAUGGCAGUUAUGUGUGCUUCUGUACUUAUUGCAGACAACACCAUCCAGGAUGCCUUCAACCACUUCCAGAAUUCCUUAGAAAAAGGUCAGGUCUUGCCCCUGAAGUCCCUGACCAAUGUUGUUGAGGUUGAUUUGAUCUCUGAAGGUACCAAGUAUCAUGUAAAAGCCACAAAAUCUGGUCCAACACAGUACUUCCUAGUGCUCAAUGGAACCCACAAAGUAGUUGAUUUCUUCCGUAUGAGUGAUGGUGGCCUCCUCUUGUCACUUGAUGGGGUUAGUCAAGUUACUUAUCUCAAGGAUGAAGUUGACAAGUACCGUCUCACCAUUGGACACCAGACGUGUGUUUUUGAUAAGGAAAAUGAUCCAACUGUUUUAAGAACCUCAGCUCCUGGUAAACUUAUAAACUACCUGCAGGAGGAUGGCAGUCAUAUGUUUGUUGGGCAGGCAUAUGCAGAGAUUGAGAGCAUGAAGAUGGUCAUGGCUCUGACAGUAUCUGAGUCAGGGUGCGUGUUCCACCUUAAACGGCCUGGAGCAAUUCUCAAUGCUGGCGACACCAUUGCUCGCCUGGAGCUUGAUGAUUCCUCCCGCAUCACCAGGGCCCAGGCCUUCACAGGAGGCUUCCCUCCAAGCAAAACUCCACUGCCAAGAGAAGAUGAAAAGUUGAACCACAUUUACCACACCUGCAGAACUGUGCUUGAUAAUAUUCUAAGUGGAUUCUGCCUCCCUGAUGAAUUCUUCACAUCAAUGGUGAAAGAAACUGUGCAAAAGCUGAUGUGUGUUUUAAGAGAUCCCAACUUACCCCUCUUGGAGCUGCAGGAGGUCAUUUCAUCUAUUUCUGGGAGAAUACCACAAGCUGUAGAAAAGAAGAUUAGGAAAUACAUGUUGAUUUAUGGUAGCAAUGUCACCUCCAUGUUAGCACAGUUCCCCUCACAGGAGAUUGCCAGUGCAAUUGACAGCCAUGCAGCAUCUCUCCAAAAGAAAGACCGUGAUGUGUUCUUUGUUACAACACAAGGGUUGGUGCAGCUCUGCCAGCGCUACAAGAAGGGUAGUCGCGGCCGCAUGACUCAGGUAGUUCAGGAAAUGCUCAAGACCUAUUUGCAGGUGGAAACUCAGUUCCAACAUGGUUCAUAUGACAAAUGUGUCCAUGGACUGAGAGACAAGAACAAGGAUGAUAUGGCCAGUGUCCUCUCUACACUAUUCUCACACUCACAAGUAGCAAAGAAGAAUCAGAUGGUCAUUCUUCUGAUUGAGCAUCUGUGUGGUCAUGAGCCAGGGAUCACAGAUGAUUUGUCAGCCAUUUUGGAGCAGCUGACCAAGCUCAACAGCUCAAAGCAUUCUCGUGUUGCACUACGAGCACGUCAAGUGCUUAUAGCAGCCCACCAACCUGCAUAUGAGCUCCGCUACAACCAAAUGGAGUCAAUCUUCCUUCCUGCUAUAGAUAUGUAUGGCCAUUCCUUCCAUCCAGAAAAUCUCCAAAAACUCAUUUUGUCUGAGACUUCAAUAUUUGAUGUCUUGCAUGCUUUCUUCUACCACACAAACACAGCUGUGCGUAUGGCUGGCUUGGAGGUUUAUGUUCGACGUGCGUACAUCAGCUACGAACUGACUUGCCUGCAGCACAAGGAACUUUAUGGUGGAGUUUGUGUAGUGUUCUUCCAGUUCCUUUUGCCAUCUUCCCAUCCAAACAGAAUUCCUCACAACAAAGUGUGGAGCACCUUAGAGUACACGGACCCACACCACACCCCCAUCGAUCCUCCAACCAAUCUUGAGAACUGCCAGCGCAUGGGCAUCAUGGCCACCUUCACGACCUUUGGGGAGUUUGAGAUCUAUUUCAGUGACCUGAUGGACUUCUUCCAGCCAGCAGAACAUGGUGUGCUGGAGGGAGAAUUAAGUCCCAGGGAUCACCUUAGCAGUUCCAUAAAAUUGGGAUCUUCUUUCAGUGACUUUAUUGGUGAACACAAGGAAGCCAAAGACCCAAUCCACAUCAUGAACAUUGGCAUUCGGAUGGAGGAGGAAAAGGAUGAUUCAGAGCUAAGUGAACAAUUUGCCAUCUUCUGUGCAAGCAAGAAGAAGGAAUUCCAUGAGGCAGGCAUCCGACGAAUCACCUUUGUUAUCUUCUACAAGCAGCAAUUCCCAAGAUAUUUCACCUACAGACCUAGACAUCUGUUGAAACACAUUGCCAAUCCCCUUGACCCAAGGUCGAGAGAUGAAUUCCAAGAAGACCGGAUCUACCGCCACUUGGAACCUGCUCUGGCCUUCCAGCUGGAGAUCAACCGCCUCCGCACGUACGAUCUGGAAGCCCUUCCUACAUCAAACCGCAAAAUGCACUUGUAUCUGGCCAAAGCGAAGGUGGCAGAUGGGCAAGAGGUUACUGAUUUCCGCUUCUUCAUCCGCUCAAUCAUCCGCCACUCAGACUUGAUCACUAAGGAGGCAUCCUUUGAAUACUUGGAGAAAGAGGGGGAGAAGCUGCUUCUUGAGGCCAUGGAUGAGCUGGAGGUGGCAUUCUCGCACCAACUGGCAAAGAGGACUGACUGCAAUCAUGUGUUCCUCAACUUUGUGCCAACAGUCAUCAUGAACCCUUCAAAGAUUGAAGACUCCAUAAGAUCCAUAGUAAAUCGCUAUGGACGCCGCCUGUGGACUCUGCGUGUGCUUCAAGCAGAGAUCAAGAUGACCAUUCGUCAAACACCUCAGAGCAAGACUAUUCCAAUUCGGCUGACUUUGUCCAAUGAGUCUGGCUAUUACUUGGACAUGCACUUAUAUCGAGAAGUUACGGAUAAGCUCACUGGUCAGAUCAAGUUUGAGGGCUUUGGGGCUCGGCAGGGACCUCUCCAUGGCCUUCCCAUCUCCACGCCCUACAUGACAAAGGACUAUCUCCAGCUUAAGAGGUUCCAAGCACAAACCAAUGGCACAACUUACGUGUACGACUUCCCAGAGAUGUUCCGUCAGGCCCUGGAGAGGGUGUGGGAGGAGUACCUAGCUGAGAGAGGAGGAGGUGAAGUCCCAAAUCAUCUGAUGAGCAUAGUCGAGCUAGUUUUAGAUCAAGAGGACCAGCUGGUAGAGGAAAAGAGAUUGCCAGGAGAGAAUAAUAUUGGCAUGGUUGCCUGGCGCAUGACGCUGCACACACCAGAGUAUCCUGAUGGCCGUGACAUCAUUGUCAUCUGUAAUGACAUCACCUACCAAAUAGGAUCCUUUGGCCCACAUGAGGACAUUCUGUUCCUGAAAGCCUCACAGUUUGCUAGGCACCACAAGAUACCAAGGAUUUACAUCGCUGCAAAUUCUGGUGCUCGUAUUGGACUUGCCGAAGAAAUCAAGCAUCUUUUCAGGGUUGCUUGGGAAGAUCCUUCAGAGCCAGACAAGGGCUUCAAAUACCUGUAUCUGACUCCUGAAGAUUUUAAGAAGAUAUCAGCUCUUGACUCCAUCCACGCGGAACUCAUAGAGGAUAAUGGGGAAGCUCGUUAUAAAGUCAAUCACAUUAUUGGAAAAGAUGAUGGUCUUGGUGUUGAGAAUCUUCGUCAUUCGGGAAUGAUAGCUGGCGAGACAUCACAGGCUUACAGGGAAAUCGCAACUUACUCAAUGGUUACUUGUCGUGCCAUUGGCAUUGGUGCCUACUUGGUGCGGCUGGGACAGAGAGUGGUCCAGGUGGAGUCCUCCCAUAUCAUCCUCACUGGCUUUGGAGCUCUGAACAAGCUGCUAGGUCGUGAAGUGUACAGCAGCAACUCACAAUUGGGUGGUGUUCAGAUCAUGCACAACAAUGGUGUUUCCCAUGAUGUUGCACCAAAUGACUUGGAGGGAAUCCAUACUAUGCUGCGUUGGCUGUCAUACGUUCCAAAGACAAAGGUUUCUCCACUGCCAAUACUGCCUCCUGUGGAUCCAGUGCACAGAGAGGUGACUUUUGUGCCAACCAGAGCUCCAUACGACCCUCGGUGGCUGCUUGCAGGACGGCCAUCACCGGCAAAUCAAGCAGAAUGGGAAUCUGGGUUCUUUGACAAAGAUUCUUUCCAGGAAAUUCUCCAACCGUGGGCACAAACAGUCAUCUGUGGCCGAGCAAGAUUAGGUGGCAUCCCUGUUGGCUGCAUAUGCGUUGAAACAAGAACAGUUGAGCUUAACUUGCUUGCUGACCCGGCCAAUCCCGACUCCGAGGCUAAGACGGUUUCACAGGCUGGACAGGUUUGGUUCCCUGACUCUGCCUACAAGACUUCCCAGGCCAUCAAGGAUCUGAAUCAUGAAGGCCUCCCCCUCAUCAUCUUUGCCAAUUGGAGAGGCUUUUCAGGAGGAAUGAAAGACAUGUAUGAGCAGGUAAUCAAAUUUGGUGCCUACAUUGUUGAUGCACUGCGAGAGUACAACCAGCCUAUUUUGGUGUACGUCCCUCCCUAUGCCGAGCUACGAGGUGGUGCCUGGGUGGUGAUUGACCCUACCAUCAAUGAAAGGCACAUGGAAAUGUAUGCUGAUCCACUCUCCAGAGGUGGUGUCCUGGAGCCUGAGGGUACAGUUGAAAUCAAGUUCAAGAGCAAGGACCUGGUGAAAGCAAUGUCACGGUUGGAUGCAACUAUCCACCACUGGAACAGGGCAGUUGCCCAGCCUGAGCUCUCACCUGAGGAACAAGCUAACAUUAGGAAGAAAAUCAAAGAGAGACAGGAACUGCUAAUGCCAAUUUAUCACCAAGUGGCUGUAACCUUUGCUGACCUUCAUGACACACCAGUGAGAAUGCAGGAGAAGGGGGUCAUUCAGGGGGUUGUCGCGUGGGUACAAAGCCGUCAGACCCUCUACUGGCGCCUGAGGAGGUUGUUGGCUGAGGAGAGAGUCAAGAAGGAAAUCAGAUCUGUCCAGCCGGAGUCUUCAGAUGGUCAGAUUGAUGCCAUGCUUCGACGAUGGUUCUUUGAGGAGAGAGGAUCUGUUGAGAUAUUACGGCAGACAACAUCCAUACCACAGUUUGCACCAAACAUUCUGGCUGUAUUUAGAUGGCUCCUUUGGUUACUGCUCUCGCUGGUUGCCAUCCUUGUUCCAACUCGGGUCCAGCGCGCGUUUGCUUCCUUUAACCCUCCUCCACCGCUCAUGGUAGUUAUUGAAAUGUGCUCAGAAUUUUGUUUGGGACUGGUUGUUGAUAUUCAGACUUAAAUUCUAUAUUCAUAUGUUGAACAUUCUCUUCAUUGCUUAUUUGUUUAUACUGGUAUGAUAUCAUGUAUCUUCAAGUAGUUACCAACAAACUACUGACAUUUUCAUUUCCAUUUUUACAUUUUGAAAUCCAUUAGAAUAUGCUUGUGCAUAAGAAUGUUUGUAUGGAACUGUGUGACACAUGCCACUAUAUAUUUUCCAUAAGUGGAUUAUUUGAUAACAGUGAAUGUUGAACAACAACAAAUUAAAAUGAAUACACUUAUAUUUUAAUUAAUGUGAAUGCUUGCCAUAAUCAAGAAAACUGCAAUAAGUU